Molecule: messenger RNA, 1366 nt
Organism: Dentiscutata heterogama
Lineage: Eukaryota; Fungi; Glomeromycota; Glomeromycetes; Diversisporales; Gigasporaceae
Source: the annotation of a GenBank genome assembly
AUGGCGGCAAAUCACCACCACCACAUGACAAAUAAUAUGGCUAGCACGCAUAGUUUACACUCUUCAAACGUUGUGGGCGUACACUAUAGAGUUGGGAAGAAAAUCGGUGAGGGAAGUUUUGGCGUCAUCUUUGAAGGGACAAAUCUGCUAAAUAAUCAACAAGUUGCCAUAAAAUUCGAACCACGAAAAAGUGAUGCACCUCAACUCCGAGACGAAUACAGAACAUAUAAAAUUUUGGCUGGCUCACCGGGUAUACCGACUGUAUACUAUUUCGGCCAAGAAGGAUUACACAAUAUACUAGUCAUUGAUCUUCUUGGUCCAAGCUUAGAAGAUUUGUUUGAUAUGUGCGGAAGAAAAUUUGGUAUUAAAACAGUGGUUAUGGUAGCAAAGCAAAUGCUUACACGGGUACAAACCAUCCAUGAGAAGAAUCUCAUCUACCGUGAUAUCAAACCAGAUAACUUUUUGAUUGGUCGUCCGGGGACGAAAGCUGCCAACGUAAUUCAUGUUGUCGAUUUUGGCAUGGCCAAGCAAUAUCGAGACCCAAAAACAAAACAACAUAUUCCAUAUCGAGAAAGAAAAAGUCUAAGUGGAACUGCUAGGUACAUGAGUAUCAAUACACAUUUAGGAAGAGGCAAGUCAUUAAUUUGUACGAAGCAAUCGAGACGUGACGAUUUAGAAGCUCUUGGCCAUGUGUUUAUGUAUUUUUUAAGAGGUGGCCUACCAUGGCAAGGACUUAAGGCAGCCACAAAUAAGCAAAAAUAUGAAAAAAUUGGUGAAAAAAAGCAAUCAACGCCAAUCAAAGAAUUAUGUGAAGGUUUCCCAGAACUUUUCACUAAAGUCUUAAAGAAUUCUAAUGAAGUAGAAGAUGGUGUUUAUGAUUGGAUGCUAUUAAAUAAUGGCAAAGGAUGGGAGGCAGGCUCGCGGAAAGAUGACGGUAUUCUUAAUCCUGAAACUAACACCCACGUAACACUUCAUGGUACCUCCUCUCAGCCAUAUAGUACGAGCGCAGGAAUCCAUCAAUCUUCUCACCUUCACGUUCAUCAUGGGUCAUCUGAUCCACGCCUUCAUCGUUCAUCACUUAAUCGUGGUCCUUCCAUGAACCGUAGUCAACAACAAACUCCACCUUCACCUGCAUUGGUUCAUACUAACUCUAAAGCACAACGAGGGACAGGAAAGGCGCACAAACAUAACAGUGCAGUUUUGAAUUCUGGGGUCGACGAUUUGAAUAAUCCGUACUCUGGUCGUGCUGGUAUGAACGGAGGUAACGGUGGAAACGUCAAUGGUAUCCAAGGAAAUAAUGGUGCUGAUUCAAACUCUCACCGAAGGCGAGGAAUUUGGCAAAAGUUCAUCGGAGUUAUUACAUGUA